Messenger RNA from Ilex paraguariensis (yerba mate), 699 nucleotides. The record is from the annotation of a GenBank genome assembly. Lineage: Eukaryota; Viridiplantae; Streptophyta; Magnoliopsida; Aquifoliales; Aquifoliaceae.
UGGUUCGCUGCAAACUUCCACAGCAGAUUCGGUAAACACUGGGAAUUUAGCGAGGAGGAGCUGUAUCUGAAGGAUACUCUGGUAGCUUAUCGAACAGCUGCUGAUGCAGCUGCACAAAUACAGGCUGCGUUUAGGGAGCGCUCACUCAAGUUACGGACAAAAGCAGUUCAGCAAUCCAAUCCAGAGGAUGCAGCACGCACUAUAAUUGCAGCUAUGAAAAUUCAGAAUGCCUUCCGCAACUUUGAAACGCGAAGAAAGAUGGCAGCGGCUGCCAGAAUCCAACAUAGGUUCCGUACUUGGAAGAUCCGAAGAGACUUUCUCAAUUUGCGCCGUCAAGCAAUCAAAAUUCAAGCUGUUUUCAGAGGUUUCCAUGCACGGAAACAUUAUCGGAAGAUCAUUUGGUCAGUUGGAGUGCUUGAAAAAGUAGUUUUACGUUGGCGUUUAAAGAGAAAAGGUCUUCGUGGCCUUCAAGUUCAUCCUAUGGAAGCUGUCAAAGAUCCAACUCAAGAAAGUGAUGGGGAGGAGGACUUCUUCCAAGCCAGCAGGAAACAAGCUGAGGAUCGGGUUGAGAGAUCCGUUAUUCGGGUCCAGGCCAUGUUUCGUUCAAAGCGAGCCCAAGAAGAAUAUCAAAGAAUGAAGUUGGAGCAUAAUAUAGCAACGUUGGAAUACGGACUUCUCGAUCGUGAUGGUGACAUGUGA